Leptopilina heterotoma is the source of this 2111-nucleotide messenger RNA. RefSeq names its product sorting nexin-17 (gene Snx17). Gene Ontology annotation, biological process: intracellular protein transport. Gene Ontology annotation, cellular component: early endosome; nucleus; cytoskeleton. Lineage: Eukaryota; Metazoa; Arthropoda; Insecta; Hymenoptera; Figitidae. The record is from RefSeq and is a predicted model, not a curated record. The coding region runs from base 545 to 1645 and encodes 366 amino acids. Gene Ontology annotation, molecular function: DNA binding; phosphatidylinositol binding. The transcript has 8 exons.
CUGCGCAGGCAGGCAGCCUGCAGAGGUGUAACCGCAGCCUAACCUUACCUUUUUCUGUAUAUUUAAUAUAUAUAUAAUAAUGUCAACAAAACUAAAGCUCUAGAAGUUGAUUAUAGGUACAAAAAUCAUGUUAAAAAGAUAUAAAUGUUAAACAAAUUACUUUUUAUAUUUAUAAGUGAUAACAAAAUGACAGGUUUCAGUAGGAUUUUAAAAAAUUAAACACGAUGUGUUUACAAAUUACGAUUAUAUGAAGAUAAAUAUAAUUGUUUUGUAAACUUACAAAACAAUGCAUUUUUCUAUACCAAACACCCAAGAAUUAUUAGACCAAUCUGGAAACAGUUUUUUGAGAUUUUUAUUUUGACAGGGGUAUAAUAUACAUAUAAACGGACUAUUCCACUGCACUGUAAGAUACAAACAAUUUCACAAUUUACACGAGAAGAUAAUUAAAGACUUUGACGCAAUUCUGCUGUCUUUUCCACCUAAAAAAUUUUUUCCCCUAACUGUUAAUCAACAGGAAGAUCGCCGCAGAGCUCUUGAGAAAUAUAUGCAAACAUUAGGACAGAACACAUCAAUUGUUAAAUCAAGAUUGUUAAAUGCAUUCUUACUCAAUGCUCAAAUCGAAACAAAUGGAAGUACCAUAAAAUCUGAGAAUUUCAAUGUAUAUUUGUACAAUUGGCAAAAAAUUACACUUGAAGUCGCAAAUACUGACAACUCAAAACAGAUUUUAAAAAAACUCUGUCGCCAUAUUAAACUACCUGAACGAUACGAUUCCUAUUUUUCACUUUUUAUUACUUUACAAGACGAAGAUGCCAGUGUUAAUAUUAUUCGUAAACUUCAGGAUUUUGAAUCUCCCGUUAUAACACAUAAAGCUCUUCAAAGAAAUGACAUGAAAGUAAUUUUUGGAAAAUGGUUUUGGGACAUUAAUUACGAUUUGGAAUUGAUGCAUGAUCCCGUAGGACUUAAUUUAUUGUAUAUUCAAGUAGUCGCUGAAGUAGAGCGAGGGUGGAUUAUUAUUCCAAAACAAAGAAGGCACCAGCUAUUUUUACUUUGCCAACAUACUGCAAAAAAAGAGUAUUUAACUGUAGUUCGAGGAUUAAAAUACUAUGGGUAUAUACAAUUUACCCCUUGCAUAUGUGAUUAUCCCAAUAUGGGUACGAAAGUGCAGGUAGCUAUAGGUAUGAAUGAAUUAACUUUAAAGAUGCUUGAAAUAAAAGACGAGGAUCAAGAAGCGGUAUUUAGAGUAACUCGUAUGCGUUGUUGGAGAAUUACAACAUUAAACAAUGAUGAAGACAAAUGUAAGGAAAACUUUGGUUCCAGUUUAGAAUUGUCGUUUGAGUAUCUCAUUUCUAAAAAUCAUUUGCAAUGGAUUAGAAUUUCUUCUGAACAGUCAAUUUUAAUGUCUCUAUGCUUACAGUCCAUGAUUGAGGAGUUGAUAUUAAAAAAUGCAGAUGAUUGUGAACCUCAGAAUACUGAAACCGGAUCAUUCGCUAAACAACCUAUAAUGAAAAAUGUGAGUGAGGAAAUUGGAUUAAAGAAGAACAAAAUUACAAGAAAAGAUUCUAAAAUAUUAUCUAAUUUACAUAGAAUUGACUGCAAUAAGAUGGAAAACAAUGCAUUUAAUUUAAUUGGAGACGAUGAUCUAUAAGACAACAGUUGUGAUGUGAAUAAAUGUGAAUUGAAUUUCUCUAAUUUGAAAUUUUCAGUUAAAAAACCAGAUAAGAACAGGAUAUAAACAGUAUUAAGAGGUUAUGAAGGUCAAAACGGCCAAAGAACGUAUGUUUCUUCAGUACUUUUUUAACAGAAUAAAUACACUUUUUUAUUUAAGCACUUUUAUAUAUUAAAGCACAUUAUUAAUUAAGUAACUUGCUCUUACCAGUUUUUCUAUUCCUCUUAUUUGCUUACGAAAAUUCUCAAAAUUCAGGCCCGUUGCAACAGGUUUUUUUAGACCCCUUUCAAAAAAGUACUUUUGAUGUAGUCACAAUAUCUUCUGACUACUUCAUCGAAAAUAGAAAACCCUAAAUUUUCUGUUUGUAGGUGAGUAUAGCUCGUAAUUCACCAAAGGGUUUUAAAGUAUUAUUUGUAAAAAAAACUUUACGUCAAAAUAUUCAAAA